AUGUCAUUUGAACAAGAAGCUAUUAAUGUUAUUCCUUCAGAUAUUAAUAUCAAUAAUAUAUCCGAUGGAUUUAAUAAUCCAACACAAAUAUAUCAUAUGUUAGACAAAAAUAAUGAUGGACGUAUAACAAAAGAAGAUUUACAAUUAUUAUUAGAACAAUAUGGUAUUAAUGGUAUGGCUGCUAAUAUUCUAUCGAAAUAUAUUUUUCAACAAUUAGAUAGUAAUAAUAAUGGUAUAAUUGAAACAAGUGAUCUUCUUAAUGUUGGUAAUAUCCUUUGGGAUCUAUUGCAAAAGAAGCAAACUAGUGUUGGUUAUUGA
Molecule: messenger RNA, 318 nt
Organism: Rotaria sp. Silwood1
Lineage: Eukaryota; Metazoa; Rotifera; Eurotatoria; Philodinida; Philodinidae
Source: the annotation of a GenBank genome assembly